AUGUCAAGCCAUCGUCUACGGUCGCAGAAUAUUGCGGCGAAAAGGACACAGCCAUCUGGUGUUGAUGUGCCAACCAGACGUGCUUGCGUCAAUUGUCGUCAGAGAAAGAUUCGCUGUGAUAUUGUCGACAAAGGCGUCCCUUGUACAAACUGUAGCGCUCAAAACCGACCUGGAUGUCGAUCGUGUCCCAACAAGAAAGAAGUCAAGCAAUCUUUACGUCAAUUGGCCGUUCUAGCUCCUCUCCGUCCUCGCCAGCCAAAUGAUUCACCAACGGCGGCAUCAUCCUUUGCUGCUGCACCAGAAGUUCAACCUACAGACGAAGGCGGUGAGAUCGAACUUGGGGCUCACGUCUUGAACGACAAUGAUGCAAGAGAUGCAGAGCUUGGGCAUCGAACUCGCGCACAUUUCAUCGGAAAUGAUCUCUCCAAUUGCAAUUACCUUUUUCGUCAAAGUUCUUCUAAUGUCAACUACGAUAACGUAUUUCACUUUAACAAUGGUCAAUUAGAGUCUAGCGAAGACUGGUAUGAACGACACGGUGUCUUGGGAGAACCGCUCAAACGUCCAGACAAGCAGCUUGAGAUGCGGCUGAUAAGAGCAUAUUUUGAUAUAAUUAACCGUGGAUGGCCGAUAGUCGAUGAGGAUCUAUUCAUGACGCAGUAUCAUGGCCAUGACCCCACAAACCCAGUGUGCCUGACAAUUCUCAAUGCGAUAAUGCUGGUAGGAGCCCACGCUCUAGCAUCGCAAGACGAGAGCAUGAUUCCUCUUCUUCGCGUUUUCUUCCAGAGAACCAAGACUCUUUUCGAGUGUGAAUCAUGGCCUGAUAGGCUUGUCUAUAUCCAAGUACCUCUCCUCUUGACGUGGUAUUCUGAUGCCAAUGCUUGGCAUUGGAUUGGGAUUGCUACUAGAACAGCCAUGGCAAUAGGACUGCAUCGUGACACCAGCCACUCAAAGAUGAUGCCAGUUUACAAACGAGUAUAUACGCGUCUGUGGUGGGUUCUCUUCCAGUUUGAUACAAUCGCGUCUGUAUCAGCUGGUAGACCUCAAGUUAUCAAUCUCGAUGAUUCUGAUGUCCCAGAUAUCCAGCCUUGUCACCUUGAACAUCUUUCUGGAGCAGAAUUCGAGUUUGUCGUCUGUCACGUACAGCUGUGCAAGAUAAUAUCCGAAACGACAAGAAAGGGUUGGUCACUUUGUGCAACUCCAGAGGAAAAGCUUCAAGCUAUUAAAAAAGCCGACGAGUCCCUUGGAAAUCUGCUUCUUUCCAUUCCGAAAAGAUUACAGUUGACGAUUUCCUGUCUCGAUUUAUGGCAAGCCCAUUUCUAUCUUACCUACUACAACUUUGUUUUACUGCUUCAUCGACCUGCGCCAAAGUCUAGGAAGGAUGGUUCUAUCGAGACACAAGAAGACGCUAUACUCUGCAGAGAAGCCGCAGUCGCGGUUGCUUCCAUCUUCGAAGUUCUUCUCAGCAAGCGGUUAAUAUCGUCUCUGUGGUUGUAUAGCAAUCAUGUCGUGUUUACUGCCACCAUUCACAUCAUCAACGAGAUUAGUACAAACAAACCCUUGUUAGCUGCCAAGUCUCGACAUACACUACACACGUUUUGGAAAGCCUUGCGGGAGCUUGCAAAGUACUGGAAUUACGCUGGAGGUCUCCUAAAGGUCCUUGAGCAGAGGGCUUCAAGACCGAGAGGUGAGCGAGUACACGCACCAGGGGAACCCAGUCUGAACUUGCAGGUAGAUGGGCCAUCGUUUGAACAGCCAAAGGCUGGACCGUCAACUUGGAGCGGCAACGACAAUGUCGUACAGAGUGAUCCCGACGCAAAUAUGGUCGAAGUUGGUUUCGAUACUUAUGAAUCAACUAACUCACAAAACAUUACCAUGGACUUUCUCACAGGCGGUCAGGACCCCGAGGACAUCAGCUAG
Molecule: messenger RNA, 1917 nt
Organism: Fusarium poae
Lineage: Eukaryota; Fungi; Ascomycota; Sordariomycetes; Hypocreales; Nectriaceae
Exons: 4
Coding region: 1-1917 (638 amino acids)
Biological process (GO): regulation of DNA-templated transcription; DNA-templated transcription
Molecular function (GO): DNA binding; zinc ion binding; DNA-binding transcription factor activity, RNA polymerase II-specific
Source: RefSeq, a predicted model, not a curated record